Molecule: messenger RNA, 2362 nt
Organism: Nothobranchius furzeri (turquoise killifish)
Lineage: Eukaryota; Metazoa; Chordata; Actinopteri; Cyprinodontiformes; Nothobranchiidae
Product: bile acid-CoA:amino acid N-acyltransferase
Biological process (GO): acyl-CoA metabolic process; fatty acid metabolic process
Molecular function (GO): fatty acyl-CoA hydrolase activity
Source: RefSeq, a predicted model, not a curated record
GAACUUUAAACAUUAAAGUACAUGUAAGUGUAAGUUUAACAUUGACGGAAUUAUUGACGAAGUAGCGCACACGUCAGGCGACCCCCUCUUCCUUUAAAGUUGUUUCUUCAUCUCUACAUCAUCCUGUACAACCCCAGCCUGCUUUACUGCUCACAUAUCCGUAAGAAGACUUUUAAACUUUGGGCGGCGAAAGACGCUGCAAUGUUCAGAGCACGUGUGAGUGUGACAGCGAUCCAGCUGCUCAUCAACAUGGAGAUGAAACCAUGUUUGAGUUUUUACAGCAAACUGCCAAGUCUGCAGCAGCUUUCAGUUCGGUGGAAGAGCGGCGUCAGACCAGCCCCUUUCCUUACAGCUACCCCUGUUCGAGCUCUCAUAGACGAACAGAUCAGCAUCCGAGGGAGUUUCCUGCCCCCCCACAGUCCUAUCACGCUGUCUGCACGGAUGCACAGUGACGAGGGAGACCUGUGGGAGUCAUUUGCUCAUUUUAACACAAGUGCAAGCGGCACUUUUAGCUCAACUAACGAUCACUCAGUCGGAGGCUCUUAUUUGGGCUGUGAGCCAAUGGGACUCUUCUGGGGGAUGGAGCCGGCUCCCGGAUCAAGAGAAGGUUUGAGACUGAGGAAGAGGAAUGUGGAGGCGCCCUACGUGGUCCGUAUCUCCUUACUGGAGGGCCACGUUUCCCCCAGUGAAGACCAGACCACCGAGCUGGCUGCUGUCAACGCAGAGCGCUGGUACCUUUCACCAGGAGUAAAGAGAAUAGACACUCUUCAAAAUGGCAUUGUAGGAGCAUUAUUCUUACCUCCUGGCCCAGGCCCGUUCCCUGCCAUGCUGGAUCUGUGGGGAAUGGGUGGAGGACUACAAGAGUACCGCGCCUCGCUGCUGGCAUCCAAAGGCUUUGCUAGUCUUUCUCUCGCCUACAUAGGACACAAAGAUCUACCUGGUCCACCGAACCGUGUCAAUGUUGGUGAUUCAUACUUUAAGGCAGCAUUCCAGCUGCUCCAGGAUCACCCUCAGGUCAUUUCAGACAGAGUCGGGAUCAUCGGCCUCUCCUUUGGAUGCUACGUGACGCUCCGUAUUGCGACCCGAACCGGAGUUAAACCUGCCUGUUUGGUUUGCAUCAACGGCCCGGUUGGAAGUACGGUGACUCUCUCAGAUUCAGAGGGUAGGACUGAAAUAUUUGACAGCUACCAGAAAUACUGGACGUAUGAUGAUCAAGGCUAUGUCAUUUUCAAAGAGGUCUCCUUACCUGCCAAUCUUCCCCCUGACAGCAUUGUGGAGCUGGAGAAGCUCGAUUGUCCUUUGAUGUACAUAGUGGGUGAAGACGACCUGAGUGCCUCAAGCAUUGAGAACGCCGAUAUGAUAGAGGAAACUCUGAGGUCUGCUGGGAAACCCCACCUGUUCACCCGCCUGUCGUACCCCGGCGCCGGUCACCUGAUCGAGCCACCUUACUCACCAAAUGCUCGAGCAUCCUUGUGGUCCGUCAAACCCAAGAAAUUGAUCACUCUGUGGGGGGGGCACCCUGCUCCUCACGCCGCUGCACAGGAAGAUGCCUGGGAGAAGGUCCUGAACUUUUUGAAUGCCAACCUGAGGCGUUGAACUUCUGCAGAGUCAGCAGAGAGAAGCUGAACAUGACAUAGAAACGGAUAGUUUUGAAUACACAGAAAUGAAGAAGAAUCAUUUGCACACGAAGAACGUUCUAGAACUGAUGGUGAUGUGUUUAAAAACUCUGAUUCUAUUCGUUGGUGUUCAUCAGCUUCUCCACAGUGGAAGGUCCAUGUCGCCGUGUGCUCCCAUCGAUCAGGGAGGACAGAUUCUACCGGAGAAGUUUACAUCAGUGUGAAAAUGUCUGUUUCAUAUUUUCCUGGACGGUAUUAUCCAUAAACGACUGUUAUUCUGCUCUGCUUUCUACAGAUCAGGCUGCACACAGGAGGAAUGGAGCUGAAGCUGCAUUCAGACGCAGCUUUUCUAGUCUUACUGGUCGUUUAGGAUUCGUGGUCAUGGUUAGGUGUGUGUCAUUGCUAGGUGUGUGUCAUGUUCCGCAGACCACACACUGAAUGACAGCUCACACAUGCAAGAGCAGUGCACAGAUGCUCCAUAUGAUCAUUUCUAUUCUUGGUCCCGGUAGAGCGAAUAUUAUUGUGCUUUAACCUGUAUUAGUUGCACUUUCAACCAAUAAAAUAAAAGUUCCAGUACUUUAAAACCCCUGAGAAGGACACAUUAAUAUCUGAACAUUUUUAAGAAUGCCUAGCACCUGUCAGCACAGAAUAAGACAUGUAUGUAAGUGACUUUUGUAUUAUCUUACUGUUUAAAAAAAUGUAAUUGCAGAUUAUGAUGAUGAUUAAUAAAAAUCUUGUGUUUUGUU